CGUGUCUAACUGGCGAAAUAUUUAAAUAGCCAAACCAAAUUAGCUGAGGUUCCGAUAAAUCCUUCGACUUGUCUUCAAGGACAGACGACCGAAGUGUGCCUUAACCUAGGUUAUAAAUAGUCGGGCGUGCUGCCUAGACAACCGACCCAUCAUCCGUGGCCCCUUAGUGCCUGGCACGGCUGUGGAUACGGAUCCUGGCAGCCAAUUCGGCGGUUAAACGGCUUGGCCAGGACACGAGACCGAUUCAGUAACGCGGCGUUUGCUGAACGCAGCGCUACUUCCGUUCUCGUUCUCCCAGUUCCAGUUCCCCACAUUUUCAUUGGAGAUAUAUAAGAUAUAGCUGGCGAAUCCGGAGCUAUGACGACCAGCGAUGAGAUGGGCAUGGGUGGCAACUUCUGCCACGACCACAUCCAGCAUCCGCUGAUGUGGUGCGAUGAGAAGAAGCGUCUUGUGGAGCGGAAGAAUGCUGAGGAGAGUCUUCGCAUGUGGCGGCGCAGAAAGGCGGAGGAGUGCGCCCGCAAGGAAAAGGAUAAACAGGAGUACUACGACCUGUUUCACCAACAUUGUCCUUGGGGUCGACCAGGCGGUGGUGCUCCCAACGUGGAAGUGCGCCGCAAGGAUAUCACAGCAGUGGGACUCCACUCCACGCCCACUGUGACCACUGCCCACCGGCUGAAUCUACUUCAACCGUGUCGCUACAACGACUUCUUCUCGAUGCAAAAAAAGUGCCACAACAAUCCGCUGGCCGCCUACCAUCACCACCACCACCAUGCCCCGCCUCCUCCACCCCCAGGUGGGCGAUUGGGCCACGCCCACUCCGUUCACCACCUGCAGGAAAGCGGACCCAGGAGCAGUACCGUAACCAUUUGCGAGCGGGAGAUUCCCCAUAAGCCCGGAGCUGGAGUUGGUGUGAAUGUGGCCAAAAACGCCAACGGCCAUGUGGACAUAGAGUUGCGAUACAAACCCUCGCCUCCGUGCAAGGGCAAGCCCCUGCUGGAGAAGAUCGUGGUCAGCGAAAGCGAGCAGCGGUGUCCUUUGCAGGAGAAGCUGGCCUCGCAGAAGAAGCGCCUGCAGGCCAAGCUGGAAAAGCCGCCCUGCAAGGAGCCCUGGGGCAAGGCGGGUCCUGGCGGCAAGCCCUGGCGGAGUCCCAAGGAAGUGGGCAACACCUUCAUGAAGUCACUGGGCUGGACGAACAAGGAGAUGCUGAAGGAGCUGGACCAGGACAACCCAGUGACCCCGGCGGAGAAGAACACGUUCCGGAAAUCGCGACCCGCAAAGCCACCAAAGCCGCAGCGCUGCUGUGAGAUGUGCACCUGCAACUGUCCCGCCAUGCAAAAGAGUCCCCCGAAGCCAUCUCCACUUUCGCUGCCCAUUCCGCCGGGAAAGAAGUGUCCGGGUCCGCCAGGACCGCCAUGUCCGCCUGGUCCGCCGCCCGGGAAGACCCUGCACCACCUGAGGCCACAGGACUGCGGGGGGAAGCCCAUCAAACUGUGCCGGAUGGCCACACGAGGUCCGUGUCCCGGGAGCACCAGCACCGCCACUCCGGAGGCCAGCACCGCCGGGGGAAAUGGAGGACCCUAUGGCGAGGGCGGCGGCGUGGAGCUAGUUCCGCUACUGGCCCGAAGGCGUGGCAUGAACCGACCCAUCUCGCUCUCCAGCACAGAUGUGACCAAGAGGACGCCGUCCCACGAUAGGUACGCAUCCAAGCACAAGCAUCCACCAAAGAACUGUCAGUUGACCACCAGCAAGAUCAAGUGCAUCAACAGCAUCAUCAAGAACAUCAGCCACAUGAAGCGGCUGCCCAAGAAUCUGAACUGCAAGCUGCAGUGCUGCAGUUGCGAUUGCCCCACGGCCUUGGCCACGGGCUGCUGCCUCAAGCGGCUAACCCUGCACAUUCGCCAGGCUUAAACAAACCAUGUUCCCCUAGUCCUGAUCCUCUCCUGCUCUCAUAGUACCAUAUUACCACAGUACCCAUCCCCCUCCGUUUCUCAUUUGCUUGCUCUGUGCUGAAUAUAUACCGAAAAUGAAAAUGAAAAUCCGCUUGACCCCCUCUGUUUCUUGAACCCCUGUUUUGAUCUUGCCCAUGUUAAUGGUUUCUCUAAUCCCCCACUUCUCCCCGGAUUCUCAUCCAGCAAGAAAAU
This is a messenger RNA of Drosophila suzukii, 2141 nucleotides long. RefSeq lists its product as uncharacterized. The record is from RefSeq and is a predicted model, not a curated record. NCBI's taxonomy places the organism in Eukaryota, Metazoa, Arthropoda, Insecta, Diptera, Drosophilidae.